This is a messenger RNA of Tripterygium wilfordii, 1601 nucleotides long. RefSeq lists its product as uncharacterized. Bases 298 to 1374 code for a protein of 358 amino acids. Lineage: Eukaryota; Viridiplantae; Streptophyta; Magnoliopsida; Celastrales; Celastraceae. The record is from RefSeq and is a predicted model, not a curated record. The transcript has 11 exons.
UGUUUUCUUAUUCGGUAAAAGAUCAAACAGUUCUUCCAAGGAAAAGCCUCGCUUUUAGGAAGGGAAGACGUCGAUAUCUGUGUUCUACGUUCUCUGUGUUUGGAUCUAAUCUAGGGAUAGGGUUCGGAUGAGCAUGUUCUAGGAAUUUCUCGCCUUAGGAAGAGAAGACGCCGAUACCUGCAUUUUUCUGUUUUCUGUUUUCUGUUUGGAUCGAAUUUAGGGAUAGCGUUCUUGAUUCUUAUCCGUAACAAUUCUUCGAUGUUCACGCGAGAUUUAUAAAGGUCUCAGUCAAGAGAAAUGGAGAAAGCUUCGUUCUCGCUUCGAAGCUCCGCUUAUCUCGACGCUCUUACCCAAGAAAUCGAAAGAAAGCUCCAACGGGCACUAGCUUAUCCAUCGCAGAGGCUAAAGGUGUUGCAAGAGUUGUUUGCUGACAUAGCUUUGGAAGUUGAUGACAGAGCUAGAGAGAUGAUUGUUAGGACGGAACAAGAUACAAUUUCUCCUGCUGAGGAUAGCAUUCAUGGCCAAUUAUGCUUUUAUGAUGUGCUUGCUGAUUACUAUGUUGAAGCGCCCAAGCAAGGAAAACCAAUACUUGAUCUGAUUGUCCAGCUUUGGAGCCAGUCAUUUGCUUCACAUAUAUUCUCCCUCUUGUUCCACAAAUGGCUAUUUGAAGUCCAACUUGACAAUUCUGAAGUACUUCUCCGUUUCUCAUCUGCUCUCGUACAAGGUGCUACAAAUGUUUUCUGGAUUGACAUCCAUACAAAUACAAGGCGAUUCCAGUCUUUUUUUGGGUAUCUGCUUGAGGAAGUUGCAUUGGAGCCCAAGAGGGUGAACAAAAUCCCUGUGCAAGUCCAGCGAGAUUUUUAUCUUUUACUUUCAAGGUUCAUGCUAUUUUACAACUCAGCUGACAAGCUUGAAAGCUUCUUGAAGCAUUUUCCUGUUUUCCCUAAUGCUUUCUUGGUUGGUGGUCCAGUAGACUUCUUUGUUAUUGAACUCACAGAUCAGAUUCAAAAGCUAAAGGUGGAGCCUGUACUGUUGCAUUACUUUUCACAACUUAAAGCUCUUCAGGGCAUGGAACUUCGAAUGACCACAAGCACGAGGUUGAAGGCAUGUUUAUAUAGCUUCACUUCGCCUGGUGGUCCCAUGUAUCCCACAAGAACCGUCCGUCAUGCAGCAUGGGAUGCUUUAGAUUUACUUUUUCCGGUUGGACGAUAUCCAAGGCAUCUUAUAAGCCUGUUUUUCCGACUGUUAUAUCCAUGGUACUGGCCUUCUUCAUGUUGGAAUUUUAUAGUAUCAUGCAUAAAGGCGGUGUUGUACUCUGUGUUGGGGUUGAUCUUUUCUAGUUGGGCAAAGUUGGAGGAGCCAAAGAUGUCCUGAUUAUCAGGUGUCGUUUUUUUUUUUUUUUAACUGCUUGUGGCCAUCUAACUUUGUUUGCUUUUGGUAAUUGUCUUGCUUAUUAGCUAUACCAAUUGAAUUGAGAACCUACCAGAUGGUGAGAGUUGGUGGUAUACCAGAGUAAUGGCUCCACAAGACAUCAGAGCAUAAAUUGUCAUAAAAAAUUCUCCUCAAAUAAUCCUUGGCGCGGUAUACUUGCCUAUUGUGAA